Molecule: messenger RNA, 4095 nt
Organism: Salvelinus sp. IW2-2015
Lineage: Eukaryota; Metazoa; Chordata; Actinopteri; Salmoniformes; Salmonidae
Source: RefSeq, a predicted model, not a curated record
UUUCCCCGUUGUGSUUGAUUGUUAUUGUAGCUAGCUUCACACGUGUGAAUUCAAUUCCAGCUGCGAGUAACAGGCACGCCUUUACCACUCUGGCCCACUUGUUUUCUGUAUGAGAAGUAGUGCUGCAGCAGGAUGCCAGGCAAGGCAGCAGACACGUUCCAACCUGGGGACUUGGUCUUCGCCAAGAUGAGGGGCUUCCCCCACUGGCCGGCCAGGAUCGCCCGGGGGAGAUUCUCUAAGAAGAAGGUUCAUGUGUUCUUCUUUGGAACUCACAGACCUUCUUCUGUUCCCAGAGCAUCCAUACCGUUUGAAAAUAUAGUGACCUACGUAGGGAACAAGGGCAGAUAUGGGAAAGGAGUGCGCAUUAGAGGCUUCACAGAGGGAAUGUGGGAGAUAGAGAACACUCCUAAAGUAUGCAGCAAACAGAAGGUGGGUGCUAGCGCAGCCAAAAAGGAGCAAGCAGAAAAACCUCCAGACCAGUCCAAGACACCAGCGCCGGUCAAAAUGUCCACCUCCCCUAAACAGGCCUCAAUAAAGGCCCCUAAAACACAAGCGAAGACUAUCAAGAGAGUGGCAGUGACGGCCCCGGGAAACAAAAAAACAUCGGCCGACGGCCAACAGAAAACUGACACGCCGGCCAACACAAGAGCUGAGAAAAGGAAAAAGAUUGGAAUGCAUCCUACCCAGGACGAGCCUGUCCAGGGGCAGAAGACAGCCCCGGCCGGUUCAACUGUAAUCCCACCAGCCAGCAAGAAGACAAGAUUGACGGAGGAGAAAAGCUCUUCCACUACAAAGAGCAAGAGAGAGAAGACCACAGAAGAGAGAAAGAAACAGGGGGAGAGUAGAGGGAGGAAGAGGAAAAAGGAGCUACAGCCCAAACCCCACCACGUACAGCCAACACCUCAACCACGCCGAGCCACUACAGCCCAACCCCACCACUACAGCGCCAACCCCACCACUGACGAGCCCAACCCCACCACUACAGCCCCAACCCCACCACUACAGCCCAAUCGCCACCACUACAGCCAACCCACCACUACAGCCCAACCCACCACCUACAGCCAACCCGACCACUCCAUUCUGCCAUUCUGGUCUUUUGGCUUUCCCACCCCCAACGGGAGGAAAAAUGGAGCUGGAGGGAAGAAAGCUGAAGAGAAGAAGAGUAGAAAGACAGGUGGGCAGAAAGGGGACAGAAAAACAGCGAGCAGGACAACAGGCGGCAGGACAACAGGCGGCAAGAAAAAGGAGAGCAAGAAGCCAGAAGAACAGAAAGAGGGCAAGACAACAGGCGUCAAGGCAACAGGCGUCAAGGCAACAGGCGUCAAGGCAACAGGCGUCAAGGCAACAGGCGUCAAGGCAACAGGCGUCAAGGCAACGGAGAGGAAGAAAACAGAUGAGAAGGUGGAAAGUACGAAAACGGAAGUAAAAAAUUUGGAAGGCAAAAAAACUGAAUGUAAGAAACUAGAACAAAAGAUGGAGAAGAAAGUGGAGCGCAAGAAAUCAGCGGAGGCUACGAAGUCUGAAUCGACCCGGGCGGAGGCUACGAAGUCUGAAUCGACCCGGGCGGAGGCUACGAAGUCUGAAUCGACCCGGCGGGAGGCUGAAAAGUCUGAAUCGACCCGGGCGGAGGCCAAGAAGUCCGAAUCGACCCGGGCGGAGGCCAAGAAGUCCGAUCGACCCGGGCGAGGCCAAGAAGUCCGAAUCGACCGGGCGGAGGCCAAGAAGUCCGAAUCGACCCGGGCGGAGGCCAAGAAGUCCGAAUCGACCCGGGCGGAGGCCAAGAAGUCCGAAUCGACCCGGGCGGAGGCCAAGAAGUCCGAAUCGACCCGGGCGGAGGCCAAGAAGUCCGAAUCGACCCGGGCGGAGGCCAAGAAGUCCGAAUCGACCCGGGCGGAGGCCAAGAAGUCCGAAUCGACCGGGCGGAGGACAGCAACUCCGAAUCGACCCGGGCGGAGGCCAGCAAGUCCGAAUCGCCCGGGCGGAGGCCAGCAGGUCCGAAUCGACCCGGGCGGAGGCCAGCAGUCCGAAUCGACCCGGGCGGAGGCCAGCAAGUCCGAAUCCAAGAAAGUGGAGACAGAAAAGAUAGAGAGACGACAGGAGGAGGAGCCUAAUCACCUCAGUGAGAGAGGUGUACUAGGGGACGGCCAGAUAACAGACAGUGUGUCUAAACUACAUACCACUAAAGAAUCUUUCACUCUGACGGACUCUACCUACACCGACAUUAGUAAGUGUCUGACAGCUGGACAACUCACUAUGUCUAUGGGAGGUGUACUAGGGGACGGCCAGAUAACAGACAGUGUGUCUAAACUACAUACCACUAAAGAAUCUUUCACUCUGACGGACUCUACCCUACACCGUAUACACGGAGAUAUACGCAUCUCUCUGAAGACGGACAACCCUGACAUUAGUAAGUGUCUGACAGUGCUGGACCAACUCACUAUGGUCUAUGUAACAUCACAACACGUCCAGAGACACAGUGAACUCAUCACUACUCUCAGAAAGAUGCGCCGUUUCCGCAGUAACCAGGACGUGAUGGACAAGGCGUCGAUGCUCUACAACCGCUUCAAGAACGCAUUCCUAUUGGUUAACGACAAGGAUAACGUCAUCAGCCCCGAGUUCCUCUGCUCGCUCCUGGAGGAGAAAGAGAGGGAGGAGGAGGAGAGGGUGGAGCGAUGGAGGGAGAAACAGAAGAGGAGAGGAGAGGUGCUGCAGGAGGUUCGCAGGAGAAUGAGUCAACUGGAGGAGAGAAGGGGAGGAGAGAAGGGGGUCGUGCCAGAGGAGGUGCCAGAGGAGGUGCCAGAGGAGGUGCCAGAGGAGGUGCCAGAGGAGGUGCCAGAGGAGGGAAGCUCCAAACUACAAUAGAAUCAUCCUGAGCUCCACUGGGAGAAACGGAGCAGGGUGAAGUUGUCCCUAGACACUGAUCUUGGUGCAGGUCACAGUUUUCGACCACCUAAUGGUUGAAGGUUAGUAUUUGGGGAGGGAAACUGAUUCUAGAUCUGUACCUGGGGGGGGAACAGAACAAUGGAACAUACCAACUCAGAAUCAGAGGGGGUGAACACGGAACAUACCAACUCAGAAUCAGAGGGGGUGAACACGGAACAUACCAGCUGUCCAACUGGGGUUAUGGUGUUUCUUUACCCUCCGUUGUCCACUCAAGAGUAUUUGGACAACCGCUUUACCCAUAUUCAUUGGUGCACACCGUUUCAAAAAACAUUGCAGACGUUAAGCGAUGGAAAAGGACGAGUGUUUUUUAUUAUUAUUAUUUUUUAUUUUUUUUGACAAGUUCAGGUUGUUAAGUCUUCUAGAAGACCGGGAAAACGGGGUACCAGGUGUUCUCCUAAAGACAGACCGACCUGGGGAGUGUCUUAAGUCGUCUCCUUUCCCUGAGGAUUAGAGGACAAGCUUUCCUCUGAUGCUUUAAUAAAGAAGCCCUUCUUAUAGGAUGUUCUGUAGAAACCAGGGAAUAGUUCAGUCUACACACGUUUUUACUUUCCUGAUGUUUUAUUUUUAUUUUUUAUACCUUGUAUGUUCUCUUAAAUACCAUACUUUAUGUUGUUGUGUAGUUUUUAACMGUGAUGUUAUAGACUUGAUUCUACUUUAGCCUGGAUUUCUACUUAGCUUGUACUCUGUCCCUGCAAUACGUAGCCUAGUAGCCACGUUGAUUAUUGCUUUAGCCAAUUUGGCUAGUAGCCUAAAAGCAGAUCUGGUUGCCAGGUAAUAUUACCCUUCAGGUAUCUCRGUUCAAUAGCCAUCGCUGCUCAUGGUUGUAAACCCCCAGAGGGCCAGACGGUAGCACACAAGUUAAAAGAGUCUGGCAGGUCAUCRGAUUCAUCCCAGGACAGACGGCGGCGUUAUAUUUUAACCCCUGAUUCAACUGCAGCGACACAUGUUUUCACACACACAGAGACACCACGGACAGGAGUUGGUUCCUGUGAAUGGUUUAAAAGGGGAACAGACUUUGGUUUAAAAGGGGAACACACUUUGGUUUGACACGGUACACUUUACCUACAGAUAUGUUCUACAGAUGUCAUUUCACUGGUAAUAAAUGAGCAUUACUUCAGGUUACGCUGUUGUAAACCGUUCUGUCACGUUUUA